This is a messenger RNA of Cuscuta epithymum, 1898 nucleotides long. The record is from the annotation of a GenBank genome assembly. Lineage: Eukaryota; Viridiplantae; Streptophyta; Magnoliopsida; Solanales; Convolvulaceae.
AAGUUAUUAUUGGCCCAAAGUGUUUCCCUGGUCCAAUUAGAAAACCACUUGACCAAGAUCUGGAAUAACCUAAUCCUACUACCGGUGCACCAAUCCAUCCGAUCUACCAUCUCUGUACCGCUCAUCUCUCAGCCAGACGGUCGUCGUACGCGAUAUCGCUCUCUCCGUUCCCAUCUCCUCUUCCUCUUCCCCUGGACGCAGUCUACACCACGCCGUUCUUCUAAGCUGAGCUGUGAAUAGAUCGAUAAAGCUUAGAGGGCGUUGUCGAGGCUUGCCUUCGUACGGAGGAAUGCCAAAAUUCUGCAGAUUAACUGAAGCUUUUGGUUAUAAAAUUAAGUCCUGGCAACAAAUUUCACAUUGUUUGCUCUCAAAGUGGGAAAGUCUAUUUAGCUUUGCUACUUGAUUUUACCAGAGGUGUGAGUAUUAUAUAAGCUAUGGCAGAGAUUCGGACUUCUGGGAAAUCAAUUGAUCAGUUGUUGGAAAAGGUUCUGUGUAUGAACAUUCUUUCUUCCGAUUAUUUUAGAGAUCUUUUGCGGUUGAAGACAUAUCAUGAAGUGAUUGAUGAAAUUUACAAUCAAGUUGAUCAUGUGGAGCCAUGGAUGACUGGAAACUGCCGUGGUCCUUCAACAGCGUUCUGCCUUCUUUACAAGUUUUUUACAAUGAAACUUACUGUCAAACAAAUGCAUGGUCUUCUAAAGCACGUGGAUUCACCGUAUAUCAGAGCUGUGGGAUUCUUAUACCUCAGAUAUCAUGCAGAUCCUAAGACAUUAUGGAGUUGGUAUGAGCCAUAUCUUAAAGAUGAUGAGGAGUUCUCUCCUGGAUCUAGUGGUAAAAUGACUACUAUGGGCGUGUAUGUGCGCGACUUGCUCCUGGGACAGUACUAUUUUGAUACACUUUUGCCCCGCAUCCCGGUCCCCAUAAUGCGCACGAUGGUAUCAAAUCUUGAGAAAAUGAAGUUUCCUACGAAACCUUCUGGUUCAACCGGGGAUUCAAGCCGAGGAUCAGAAGAAACUGCUCGCCGGCCACCUUCAGUCAAAGCCUCCCUCUCUGUCUCGUUCGGUCAGCGCGCGCCUCACCGUGCGUCAACCCGAGAUUCAUCCCCUAUCCGUCGUACACUGACAUCAGCAUCAUCAUCUACCUAUGAUGAUGCUAGAAGGUCCCCUGCUAACCGUCGUAGUCAAAGCCGCGAUAGAGACGGAGACCACCGGUCGCAUGAUAGAGACUCAGAUAGGGGUAGGGAUCGGGAUAGAGAGAGGAGGAAUGAUUAUGAUAGGGAGAGGGAGAGGGGUAGAAGGCAUGAUGAUUAUGAUAGGGAUAGGGAGAGGAGAAGUAGAAGGGAUAGGGAGAGGAGCAGGAGUAGAAGCAGGAGUAGGAGUAGGAGUCAUGGUGGCAGUCAUGCUGAUUAUCGGCGAAGCCCGGCAGCAAAGGAUGAUGUAAGCAAAGAUAAGGCUUCUGGGGUCUCCAGCAAUCUGGCAAAGCUUAAAGACAUCUAUGGUGACUUGAGUAGCAGUCAAAAGGAUGACGGAAACUAUGAUAGGGGGGCUUCUAGGAGGGACACCAGUACGGAGGAGGUUAUCCGACUUGGUGGUUCUACUUGGAGAUAGAAAACGGAAAACACCCUGAUGAUGUGAAAUGUAAGAGGUUAUGAUGAUCUGCAUCUGCCUUGUACUGUCAGUUGGCAACGGCAGCAUGAUGUAUAAUAGACAAAGUUAGCUUGUGUUAUUCUGUUGGAUAUUUAUACUUCACGGAUGUGACACAUUUGUCUAAUUUUCGUACUUCCCAUUGAUACAACUGAGUUGAGAUUGCAUUUAUCCUACUUAUGGAGUUAUGGUCAUGGUCUUCUUCAUUGUCAAAUAUUUGAUAAAUUUCUUUAAUAAUAUAACUACUCCCUUCUAUAA